AAAAACUAGCCGUUACCAUAAUUGCUGCCUGUCUGCUGUCUCCCUUCCCUCCGUCUCCCAUGGCAGCUUCACUAGAUUCACCAUCUCCGGCCCAUCUCAGCAAGGAGCCAACAAGUUUCAUUGCUUCUUCUUCUCCGAUCUUCAGUCCGGGUUCAGAUAAGCGAUUUUGGAGCAACCUCCGCAACAGGGUCGACACCAUUCUCACCGAUCGCGAAACUGCCCCAAAUAGUUUAGGAAGAUCUGCAAGAGCUAAGCGAUUGAAGGAGGAUUCCUUGCUUUUGCUGAGAGGGUUUGAUUCUGUAACACAGACUCUGUCGCAGCUGUCUAACAAUCUCGACAAUGCUCUUCGGGGAGCUAGAGAUCUUGCUAAGCCACCCACCCUGACUGACAUAUUGCAUAGUCAUAUGAAGAAUACAGAAGACAAGGAGGAGGGUUCAAAACAGAAACAAGAUGAAGAGGAGAAGAAGAAAGGAGUUAAGAGGAAAUUUGAUCCCAGUGAAUGCUCAGAUGAUAAAGGAGAUGAUUCCGAAAAGGAAAAUGAGAAAAACCCAAAAACCAUGACUAUGAAGAAAGCCAAAAAUCUUGCAAUUUCUAUGGCAACAAAAGCAGCUACACUUGCCAGAGAACUCAAGUCUAUAAAAUCAGAUUUAUGUUUUAUGCAGGAGCGAUGCGCUCUGCUAGAGGAAGAAAACAGGAGGCUUAGAGAUGGAUUUGCCAAAGGGAUUCGACCUGAGGAAGAUGAUUUGGUGAGGCUUCAGUUGGAGGCUCUACUUGCAGAGAAAUCCAGAUUGGCAAAUGAGAAUGCAAACUUGGUUAGGGAGAAUCAAUGUCUUCACCAGCUGGUGGAGUACCACCAAAUAGCCUCUCAAGACCUAUCUGCUUCAUAUGAAGAAGUGUUAAGAGGAGUGUGCCUAGAUUUCUCAUCUCCUGUCCCAGAAGAGUCUAUCAAUGAGGAGGACGAGGACAUUGAUGUUGCUGAUAAUAGAGAUACAGGAACGCCUUCCACAGAUGUAUCUCGUUUAUUCGCUUCUCUUGACGAUUGCUUUGACAAAGAGCAGUAACAAUGACGCUUGAAUCAAGUUUCAACUUUCAAUUCAAUUGUAAAGGUUGAAACUAUGCCCGUUUAUGGAAGCAUCAUCAAGAACGAAUACGAUCCCUUUGUUUUUUGUAAUAAAUAAAUAAGUAAAUAAAUCCCCUUUUUAUCU
Molecule: messenger RNA, 1205 nt
Organism: Rubroshorea leprosula
Lineage: Eukaryota; Viridiplantae; Streptophyta; Magnoliopsida; Malvales; Dipterocarpaceae
Source: the annotation of a GenBank genome assembly